AUGUUCAAACUUAUUUUUGUUGUUUUCAUUUGUCUAAGUCAAGUUACCUGUCAAACAGUCGUUUUUGAAUAUGAUGACGAUGUCACGAACUAUUAUGAUUCAUAUACGGGCAAGGUAGAUCUCUUCAACGUAUGCAUGAAAGUAUAUCAAGAAGUCUUCUAUCCAUUGGUAUCCAAUCCUAUCCUUAUAAAGAACAUAACAGCUCAGUCUCUCUACAAGUCUGUAGAACAGGCUAUGCAUGAUAUCCAUCCAAACGUCCAAUUUGCUUGGAACAAUAUGACUUCUAGUCUGAGAGAAAGAGCCCAAACAUUACCAUCACCAAAGUUAACUCAAUUCGCUGAAUGCCUAAUCGAUGAAGCUGUAAAUGGCAAUAUCUUCUAUUACUUCAUCAAAGACAAAAUUCUAUUAUGGUCAAUUCAACAAAUCAACAAAAUCGGAUAUGAAGCUCUAUACCGUAUUUGGUAUUACGAGCAUAACAUAUCUGCUGAUGUAUAUGGAAUAGUUGAAAACUACUACAACAUUUCAAGUUUAGAUGCGACAUUCAGGAACUACAUAAACAUAGAUAAAGAGAAUUAUUUAUACAAAGCAGAAGAGCUCUAG
Auanema sp. JU1783 is the source of this 600-nucleotide messenger RNA. The record is from the annotation of a GenBank genome assembly. Lineage: Eukaryota; Metazoa; Nematoda; Chromadorea; Rhabditida; Rhabditidae.